GGAGUUGCCAUGGCGGCGCUGGAUGGUCUGGCGUCUGCGCUGGAGUCGUACAGGGGCCGGGACCGCCUGGUCCGAACAUUGGGGUACUGCUGUCAGCUGGUUGGUGGGGUCCUGGUUGAACAAUGUCCUGACAGGUUGGAAGUGGGGACGCGCCUGCUGGCGGUGUCUGCCCAACUCAGCCACUGCAGGACUGUUCUGCGACUCUUUGAUGACCUGGCCAUGUUUGUCUACACUAGGCAGUAUGGCCUGGGGGCAGAGGAAGAGGACAUCUUUGUCCGCUGGCUUUCCAUCGUGGGCAAUAUCGCCGACCAGCUGUACUAUCCAUGUGAGCAUGUGGCCUGGGCUGCCGACGCCAAAGUCCUCCAUGUGGACUCUGCCCGGUGGUGGACACUGAGCACAGCCCUCUGGGGCCUCUCCCUGCUCCUGGGGAUUGCCAGGUCAUCAUGGACAAUGCUGAGGCUGAAGCAAAAGCUGAGGAGCUCCACGGCCACCUUCACCAGCCGGCUGCCCCGGAGCAAGCGGAGGGCCAUGGAGGCACGGAUGCAGUCGGAGGUGCUGACGCUCCUCAGCAACCUGGCUGACCUGGCCAAUGCUGUGCACUGGCUGCCCCAGGGCAUCCUGUGGGCUGGCCGCUUUCCCCCAUGGCUGGUGGGCCUCAUGGGCACCAUCUCCUCCCUACUCAGCAUCUACCAGGCAGCCCGGGCCAACGGCCAGGCUGAGGCUACCAGCCCCUGACAUGGCCCAAGGAGCAGUGGACACAGCCAGAUCCUGAUGGAGGGCCCCUUCCCAGAGCAAGGCCGCAGGCCAGGGGAGCGUCGUUAACUGAGCAGUCCUGGUGCAAGCCCAUGGGUGGGGAGGGAGGAGCGAUUGGUAUGGGGUCCCCCAAGCCCAGGCAGGGGCACAGUGGGAGAACUGUCUUUGUGGGAGCAGAAAGGGGAGGACCCCAGGACUACCGAGCUCCAGGAAGAGCUUGAAAAGGCCCUUGGGGGCUUCUGCAGAGCCUCUCAGUUGUCCACUGGCCAACUUCGUGUCCGAAUAAAGGCAGGAGACACAAAUCAGGCCUCGGGUAGGGGCCUUGGGGAAGCUGCAGUGAGGAUCAAAUAUCCCUGGGGAGCUGGAAUGAGAAUGAAUUAAAUAUCCUGGUGCUGGUGCUAGCCAUGGCGUGAGAUGAUUUCAUUGGUGGCUCCUGGCCCUCC
Molecule: messenger RNA, 1196 nt
Organism: Castor canadensis (American beaver)
Lineage: Eukaryota; Metazoa; Chordata; Mammalia; Rodentia; Castoridae
Gene: Pex11g
Product: peroxisomal biogenesis factor 11 gamma
Biological process (GO): peroxisome fission
Cellular component (GO): peroxisomal membrane
Source: RefSeq, a predicted model, not a curated record